Messenger RNA from Aegilops tauschii subsp. strangulata, 2710 nucleotides. RefSeq names its product F-box protein At5g49610-like. Lineage: Eukaryota; Viridiplantae; Streptophyta; Magnoliopsida; Poales; Poaceae. Gene Ontology annotation, molecular function: protein binding. The record is from RefSeq and is a predicted model, not a curated record.
AGAAUUAUGGAAAUACUUGAAAACAAUAAACAGACUUAAAGUAAACAAAGACUCAAAAACAAUAAAAAAAUACUCAAGAUUAUAAAAGAUUCAAAAUUAUUUAUGGCACUAAAUUAAUUACCUACAACGUUGAUAGAAAUACAACGCGAGCACUAGAUUGUGCCUGGUGAGUACAAAUGGGCCAAUUUGUGGUGUGUAGAAAAAAGCAACACCAACACUAACUAAAUGGGCCAAUUUGUGGUACGUGCCAAAUAUACAAAAUGCCACCAACUAAAGUUGUGCCUAGCAUUUCUCUAAUAGUGACCCCUCAAAAAAAAUCUCUAAUAGUGAGUGCAUGUUCCUGUGGUAGCUCCAGAAUUGCUAAAUUUUCUCGGAUAAUUUGUAAUAAAUUUGCCGGAUCAACAUGUUCGUCCUCAUGGGUCCAUCUAUUCCGGGAAUGCCAAAUAAACCACAUGAUCCACACUAUCUCCGCUCUAUCACCAUCCGAGAACAUUGGUCGCUGACAAUGUCGCGUGCCUAAGUAAGCGGGCAAAGUCAUGGUAGGCAAACCACUUCUGAGCUUCAUCCCAGAAGUGUUUGGCGUGUGAACGUUCCAGCCACCUACAACUGGAUCCAAUAGUUCAGCAGCCCUCUCAAUCAGUGUGUUUUCUCUCGACGAAAAUGGCCUUUCGGUCCCUGUUCCUCGGCAAUCAAGGGUCCUCCCACACCUUAAUGCUUGUGCCGUCCCCUACCCUCUCGAUAAUUCUUUGCUUUAUAACCUGCAAACUUUUUCCUUGGUCUGCAUGUAGCACGUCAGCAUCUGGAAAGUACCUUGCCUUCAGAACUCGCGCGCACAAACUAUCCGGGUUAAAGUGUCAAAGAAGCCUUUAUAAACUAUCCGGCGAUGAGACUAUGGAAGAAGCCUUUACGGCUGACGAAUAAAUAAAAACUAACUAAAAAUGCAUCAAGUAAGUUGUGAGAGGGCUUAAUCCACCGUUGGUUGGCACUUUAAUAUUCGUGCAAGUCAUAUUUGCCCGAUUUUCCACCAGGCCUCGCCGCAGCACCCCAAAAUUCAGGUCAAACCCUACGAUUCGCCGUCGCCGGCGAGCUCCUGCGAUGGCUGGCGGCGGCGCUGGAUCCGUGGUGAACGGGACGGCACUCAGGCGCGACCGCGUCGCCGUCCCCGCCCCCCUCCCUGACGAGGUCGUCCAGUGGGAAAUCCUCGUCCGCGUGCCGGCGAAGGAGCUCCUCCGCUGCCGCGCGGCCUGCCGCUCCUGGCGCCGCCUCGCCUCCGACGCCGCGUUCCUGAUGGCCCACCGCCGCCGCCAGCCAUCGCUCCCGCUGGUCUUCUUCCGCACCAGGAGUAACGACUACGCCGCCCACGCCGUGGUUGAUGCCUUGGAUAUCCGGCGAACCCCCGCCGCUCGCCGGCCCGUGCUCGGGUUCGACGACUACAACAAAUCUCGCCGUAGCUUCACCAUCCACGCCUCCUGCGACGGCCUCCUCCUCCUUUCCCUCUCCAACCACCGCUUCUACAUCUGCAACCCGGCGACGCGCCAGUGGCUCCAGCUCCCGUAUCUGACCGGCGGCAGUGUCGCGGCCCUGUACCCUCACCGCCCGUCGGGCGACUACCGUGUCCUCUUCUGGAAGCAUCCAGACAACAAGAGUUGCAGGGUUGCCUACUACGUCCUCACCGUCAGCUCGUUGCAGGGACAACAGAGAUGCAUCGGGCUGCCAGUGGCCUCGCCAUCCAUGAACAAGGACAGAUCCUGGUGGCACCUUCAAGCCUCCGAGCGCCCGCCUCUCCUGCUACAUGACUGCCUACACUGGCAUGCUUUCAACAGCAAGAUUAUAAUUUUCGACACGGUGGCAGAGUCAUUCAGCUGGGUGCAAUCUCCCACAUCCACCAGCUCGGCACACCUGCUUCAGAUGGAUGGUAUGCUCGGCAUCGGCUGCAUAGAUACCGCUACCAUGACCGCGAAAGCUUGGGUGUUGGAGGACUAUGAGGCGGAAGUAUGGUCGUCAAAGUACCAGAUUGAAUUGCCGGAGGAGGAGAUGAUGGAAGAUGGUAAAUGUGUUCAGUGUCUAUACGGCAAGGUUGUGUCUGAGAACGGAGAUAUGCUGCUAAUCGGUCGCAUUUGUUGGUCCCUCUCCCUGUUUCACUGUGACAACAAGGGAGAGUUGAUCCAGAAAUUCCUAUGGGAGAACGUUGAUCCAAAGCUUCUCGGGAUCUCUUUCAAAGAGAGCCUAGUCAGGCAUCCGUUCUUCCAGAGGAAAGAUGGCAGCCGUGUGAGGCUGCCACGUUUUCUCCGAGGGCUGUAGGGGAGCUAGCACUGGUGCUUCUUCUUGAUGGUCUCCUUGCUUACUAUCACUGUGAGUAUCUAGCUAGAAAAUGCUCCCUUUGUGAGCUAAAAAGUCUUAUAAAAAUUUACAGAGGGAGUAAUUCCUAAGUAGUAGGAGGGAGGUUGGACUCAGUAUCAGUAGUAUCUACUUUGCUUGUCUAUAUAUGUACUCUAGGUACAUCCAUGGGAGAGACAAGUAAUUCCGCACGGAGGGAGUAUGAUCCAAAUGUUAGUGCAUGCCUGCACUCACCAUGAUUGUUCAGAACUUUCCUUUAUAGUUUUGCUACUCUAUAACAUAUGCUGAGAAUGUGUAUGAAACCUUGUGGAAGACGCAAGGAUGACACUGUUCUGUUUUAACCUCAGUAAGAAUCUGUUCUGUGAAUUGCAAA